CGCAUCCUGUCUGGCGGCGGUCAUUCCCAACACUGCGAUGAUGGUUUUAUGCGGGGCGAGGCGCAGCAUGGCGGUGCUGUGCCUGGCCGCUGUCUUCUCCCUGAAUGACGCAACAGUCUCAGCCUCAACAGCUCCCACGGACACCAGAAGGACUAUCUACCUCCCCUUGACCGACGCCCUCAGCUACGAACAGAUUGUGAAGGCCGGGUACGUGGUCGUGGUGGUGGCGGCAAUCAUAUCCGUGUGGUACCUUCACUUCAGUGGCAAAGGCAUACACACCAUAAAGUUUCCCGGCCACCCCGCCCUGCCACCCCAUGCCGUGCCCUCCAGGCUCCACAGGAUGGAGGACUUCCCGAGCAGCCUGCCCUUCCUCAGCCUGCUCCUAGACGCCUUAGACCUGUAUCAGUAGGACGCGGUGCACCAUGCUGCUGUACCUUCUGACGCGCCUCACAAACACCUAUGCAAUCCUUAAGUGAUAAGUUGUGGUAGCAGUAGCCGAGGCAACAGCAUCUGUAGCAGCAGUAGUAGUAAGUAGUAGUAGUGAUUUCAUGUGCUUGUUGCAGCUACAGUAUUUAUUUAUUCAUUUAUAUGUUCAUUCAUUUAUUUAUUUAUUUAUUUAUUUAUUCAGAUAUUAUUCUGAUUAUUGACUUCUUUAUCUGACUUAACCAUCUAUUUAUUUAUUCUUUUUUUUUUUUUUUUUUGCUUGUUCGAUAUUUUGUAUGUUUACUAAUUAGUUUUCGUAUUUGUUUGCUAAUUAUUUGUUUGUCUAUUGGUUACCAUCAAACAAGUGACAUAGCAAGUAAAUGAUAGAUCUCACGCAGAUUUCAAAAGAAUGAUCCGAAUGUUGCCUUUAUGAAGUAAUUAUGCUAAAAGAUUCUUAAUACAUUCCAUUGCUGCUUCUAAAAGACAACGUGAUGAUGACGAUCAACUCUGCAUUCCUCUGAAUCACAAACCACCUUCACGGAACCACAACAAAAGUUGCUGGAUGUCAGUUGUUCACAUACUCUGUGUUGAAGCAGUUUCAUUUGGAACUCCUGAGCUAAAGCAGUACAAAGUAGUCCCUAUCAUUCAUGCUAUUGUUAUGUCACCUCUAUGAACACAGACUUGAGAGACUGUUCGACCUUCCCCUCCUCCCCACCACGUUUUGCUAUGAAUAACUAUGUUAAUUACCUCUUUUCUUUUUAGUUUCCGUCGUCCACAGUCAAGUUUCCUGUA
Portunus trituberculatus (swimming crab) is the source of this 1215-nucleotide messenger RNA. RefSeq lists its product as uncharacterized. The record is from RefSeq and is a predicted model, not a curated record. The transcript is spliced from 3 exons. Lineage: Eukaryota; Metazoa; Arthropoda; Malacostraca; Decapoda; Portunidae. The coding region runs from base 38 to 409 and encodes 123 amino acids.